This is a messenger RNA of Tachysurus fulvidraco (yellow catfish), 948 nucleotides long. Its product is annotated as MKI67 FHA domain-interacting nucleolar phosphoprotein-like. Gene Ontology annotation, cellular component: nucleolus. Gene Ontology annotation, biological process: maturation of LSU-rRNA from tricistronic rRNA transcript (SSU-rRNA, 5.8S rRNA, LSU-rRNA). The coding region runs from base 91 to 882 and encodes 263 amino acids. Gene Ontology annotation, molecular function: RNA binding. The transcript has a single exon. Lineage: Eukaryota; Metazoa; Chordata; Actinopteri; Siluriformes; Bagridae. The record is from RefSeq and is a predicted model, not a curated record.
GUUUCUUAUCGUGUGCUAUGUCAUGUGUGAAGAACGUUCCUUAGUGUUUAUUAUUAUUAUUGUUGUUUUGUAGGUAAAGUUAUUUCCACCAUGACAGAGACGAAACAGUGCGAGAAGCUGCUCGCUCUUAACCCCAGUGAAGACGCUGAGUUUCUAAAGAAAGUGCAGCAAGUGAAAAAGCGACAGAAAACGGUUUUGACUCCCGGUGUUAUUUACGUAGGACUUCCCCAGUCGCUCGACCAGCCACAGCUCAGGUCUUACUUCUCCCAAUUUGGUGAUGUCCUGCGCUUGAGGCUUUCCAGAAGUAAAAAGACAGGCCGGAGUAAAGGCUAUAUGUUUGUGGAAUUUGAGUGUGACGAAGUGGCCAAGAUUGUCGCAGAGACCAUGAACAAUUACCUCAUGGGAGAAAGACUGAUCAAAUCUAAUGUGGUGCCACCUGAGAAAGUCCAUGAAAAGCUGUUUGUUGGUUCUCAGAAAAUAUUUAGGAAUCCUAAGCACCCUGCAGUGGCACAUUACAAUCGAAACCAUGGCCCUGAAGAGAUGAAUAAACUUUCUGGAAAACUUCUAAGCAAUGAAUCAAAGCUUUGCAAGAGACUGGCAGAAAAGGGCAUCGACUAUGAUUUUCCAGGAUUUGCAGCACAAGCAAAGAAAGCUCUGUCAGAUACAUCGACCUGCAGUGAGGACACCACACCGGUUUGUACACCUUCAGUCCUGGAGAGGAGGAGGUCCAUGAAAGUCAAGGAUGAUGUAGACAAUGAAAUUGUACUCAAAAUGCCACCAAAGAACAGUGAAAAUUGUGAAGACUCUGAGGAUACGGAGGAGGAUGAGGAGGACGAAGUGUCAGAAGAUGAAGAGGAACCGUCACAUGCUGAUGAGGGUUGAGCCUCUGUUUUGAAGAGGGACUAAAGAGCUAAAUUGGUUUAAUUAAAAUGUCUAGAUUUGUAUUCA